Molecule: messenger RNA, 1410 nt
Organism: Salvelinus sp. IW2-2015
Lineage: Eukaryota; Metazoa; Chordata; Actinopteri; Salmoniformes; Salmonidae
Product: rRNA methyltransferase 3A, mitochondrial-like
Biological process (GO): RNA processing
Molecular function (GO): RNA binding; RNA methyltransferase activity
Source: RefSeq, a predicted model, not a curated record
UUCCAACAUCGAAACAGAGGUCAGAUCAAAUCGGCACAAUACGUCUCAGACAGUUGUGCCCAAAAUGAGGGAGUCCACUGUCAACGACCAUUUAAAAAUUGAGACCACUGAUCGUGUUUUCAGCAUGUCAUGGAGUGCCAGAAAUGGCAAAGCAUCCUCAGCGCCGGGAACAUACAACCAAUCUGAAGGACCAACUAGGUGGCCUCAAAUUCGAAAGGAGCGUACCUGGUGACAAAAGAUUGGCGAGGGUGGUGAGUGUGGCUCGCUCCAGGACGUUUCGGGAGCACCAGGGUAAGAUCCUGCUGGAGGGGAGACAUCUGAUCUGCAAUGCACUGGCUGCUGGUGCCAACCCCCAGAUGGUGUUCUUCAGUUCUGUGGACACACUUUGUGAGCUCCCCUUGGACAAACUGAAGAGGGCCACUCUGGUUAAAGUCAAGUUUGAGGACAUCAAGAUCUGGUCUGACCUAGUAGCGCCAAAGGGAGUGAUAGCCAUAUUUUCUCAGCCAGACCCAUCCCAGCUGACAUUCCCUCAGGACCAGCGUGGUCAGUCUGUGCCACUGUCCCUGAUCUGUGACAACGUGCAGGACCCGGGCACCAUCCUGCACUGUGCUGUCGCUGCAGGCUGCCACAAUGUCCUGCUCACCAAGGGCUGUGUGGAUGCUUGGGAACCUAAGGUGCUGCGAGCAGCGAUGGGUGCCCAUUUCCGCCUCGUCUUCCCCAGCUUGGACUGGGACGACAUUCAAAACCAGCUGCCAAAGUCUGUGACUGUCCAGGUGGCAGACAACUGCAGCAGCUAUGAGAGAGAAAUAGCUGAGAACAUGGAAGCAAACCAGUCCAACAAACCUUCAAAGGCAGGGGACUUUGGAUGGGUGAGUAGCAGGCCUAAUUGUAAAGACAUGCACUAUGAGGAAUAUCAAUCAGAUUCCAAACUGUCACUUCCAAGAGCGGAGACCAAGUUGUACCAUGAAGGCUGGGCUGGGAACACAGGCCUUGUGAUUGGUGGAGAGACUCAUGGACUGAGUCUGGAAGCCGUACAAUUGGCUGAGAGAACUGCCAGUCAAAGACUGUUCAUCCCUGUGGUCCCUGGAGUGGACAGCAACUCAGCCAUGGCAGCCAGCAUUCUCCUAUUUGAAGGCAGAAGGCAACUGUUGAACCUAAUGGAGACGUCUGGGAGGAAAGAUAAGUCUAAGGUGCAAUUUCCAUGAUCCAUCCAUUGGAAUCCAUUUUGAGUGUAAUGGAUAUGUUAUUCCUGGUGUUGGUCACUUUUUCCAUGCAUACAUUCUUGACUCCACGACACCACUUCACUGUACCUCAUGUCAGACUGACUCAUAUGGAUGGAUUUAAUUUCCAUAUUCAAAUCGGCUAAUAAAAGUGAAAUAAAAUCAGCGUUUGGCUGAAAAUGACAAUUUC